Messenger RNA from Pungitius pungitius (ninespine stickleback), 3525 nucleotides. Its product is annotated as semaphorin-6C-like. NCBI's taxonomy places the organism in Eukaryota, Metazoa, Chordata, Actinopteri, Perciformes, Gasterosteidae. Gene Ontology annotation, molecular function: semaphorin receptor binding; chemorepellent activity. The transcript has 21 exons. The coding region runs from base 328 to 3471 and encodes 1047 amino acids. Gene Ontology annotation, biological process: negative regulation of axon extension involved in axon guidance; positive regulation of cell migration; axon guidance. The record is from RefSeq and is a predicted model, not a curated record. Gene Ontology annotation, cellular component: plasma membrane.
CGCUACUGAGAGACGCCUCAUUGUGCCGCUUCGACCCGGACCGGACUCACCGCGGCGGAUUAAUACCGGAAGCGGUGCCAGAGGAGGAUUCCCCCCCCGGGUGGGUCCCGUUUCUUUGAGGAUUACCGGAGCGGGUCACCGGCAGCGCGGGCUCCGCUCGGAGUGAAUAACGACUCUUAUCCUGUUACUGGAUUUGGAUUCUUGACGUUCUGAUUGGAUCUCCGGUGAAGCUGCUUGUGAUUGGUCAGACCCGGAUUCAAGCCAACACCCCACCAUGACCUGCUGACAUCAUCAAGCCACGCCCCCCGCCCUCUCAGCCUUUCAAAAAUGGGGUUGACCAACUGGCUGUCGCCCUGGCGGCCGCUUCUUCUGGUCCUGACUUCCUGCUUCCUGUCUGAGUCGGCCUCGACCACGCACUUCCCCAAAGACCUGGAGCCCAUCAACAAGAUCACAUCGGAGCAGUCCCACCUGUUUCCAGGCUUUCAGGGUCUGCUUCAGGACAACGACACUCUGCGUCUUGGUCUGGACUUCCAGAGACUGUUACGCAUCAACCACAUGUUGUACAUCGCCGCCAGGGACCACGUGUUCGCAGUGAACCUCACCACGGCUUCGGAGAACUUCAUCCCUCAGCUGAAGCUGACGUGGAGGUCCACGGACGUCAGCAAGUGCACCGUCAGAGGGAAGAACAGCGACGAGUGCUACAACUACGUCAAAGUUCUGGUUCCGCGUAACGACGAGACGCUGUUCGCCUGCGGGACCAACGCCUUGAACCCCACCUGCCGCAACUACAAGAUGAGGUCUCUGCAGCAGGUCGGGGAGGACGUGGUGGGUCAGGCUCGCUGUCCCUUCGAGUCGGGGCAGUCCAACGUGGGACUGUUCGCUGCAGUGGAGUACACCGCGCUGGGCAAGGUGGUCUUUUCUCGAGUGGCCCGGGUCUGCAAGAACGACAACGGAGGCUCACCCCGAGUUCUGGAGAGAUACUGGACCUCCUUCCUCAAGGCCCGUCUCAACUGCUCUGUCUCCGGAGACUCCUUCUUCUACUUUGACGUCCUUCAGUCGCUCACCAACGUGCUUCAGAUCAACCAGAGGCCGGCUGUGGUCGGGGUCUUCACCACCCAGACCAACAGCAUCCCCGGCUCGGCCGUCUGCGCCUUCUACAUGGACGACAUCGAGAAGGUCUUCAGCGGGAAGUUCAAGGAGCAGCGGACCAGCGACUCCUCUUGGACCCCGGUCCCUGACGAGCAGGUUCCCAGACCCAGACCCGGCUCGUGUGCUGGGGACGGCCCGGCGGCGGACUUCACCUCCUCGGUUCUUUUUCCCGACGAGAUGCUGACGUUCAUCAAGUCGUAUCCUCUGAUGGACGAGGCGGUUCCCUCCAUCAACCACCGGCCCUGCUUCACCAGAACCUCCAGCAGGUCCAAGCUGACCCAGAUCGUGGUGGACGUGUCCGCCGGGCCCCACAAGGACCGGACCGUCAUGUUCCUGGGCUCGGACGACGGGCGGGUCCUGAAGGUUCUGGCCUCCACGCAUCCCAACGACAGCUCGGGGUCCAAGCUGCUGGAGGACAUCCACGUCUACAACCCGUCCAGGUGUGACGUUCAGGGUCAGGAGGACAGGAGGGUUCUGGCCCUGGAGCUGGACAAGGAUCACCAGGCUCUGUUCGUGGCCUUCACCAGCUGCGUCAUCAGGGUCCCACUCAGCCGCUGCACGCAGCACGGGAGCUGCAGGAGAGCCUGCCUGGCCUCCCGGGACCCGUACUGCAUCUGGCUCCGGACCGGGUCUUGUGCCAACAUGGCGCCGGGCUUCAAAGCCGGGUUCGAGCAGGACGUGGAAGGUCCCAACAUCCCGUCUCCCCCAGACAGCUGCCACACUGAAUUGUCGGCGACGGCACGGAACCAGGAGCCCGCGGCCGACUUGGCCUACGGUGUAGCGGGCGUAGCAGGCGUCCGGCGCCUCCCGGAGGCGGAGCCGCGCUCCGUGUCAGAGGUCCACUACACGCUGCUGAUCGCCUGCGUGCUGGUGGCCUUCUCUCUGGGCGCCAUCUUGUCCGGCCUUCUAGCGUCGUGCUACUGCGGCGGCGCCCGGCGGGCAGGGGGACACGGGAAGGACCCCGAGGUGUCGCUGCCGCACGCCCUGUCGCUGCCGCACGCCCUGUCGCUGCGAUCGCUAGCCAAGCUCAACAGCCUGCUGGAUGGGCAGCCCAAGGAGGAGAAACUGGAGGUUUCGAGGAUGUGCUCCUUCAUCCCCAACGGGGGGGCGGAGCCUUACCUCCACGACCCCGCCCACCAGGGCCUGCAGCUGGGGGACCCUGACCUCAGCCUCUCCCAGUCUCUGUCUCAGGCUGACGGAGAGCUGUCGGGGCUGCCUACACCCGACUCCACCCCAGAGCUCCCCAUCAAGAGCAUGAGGGCCCUGCGGCACCACCAGAACCACGAGGAGGCCCAAGUCGGACCCGGGUCCGGUCCGGGCUUCGUGGCCUUUGUGGGGAACUCUGUGGCCCAGCAGGUGUUUCCCUUCCCUCAUCACCAUGGCAACCGCUUGAGCAACGGGGCGGCGCGUGGAGCGGGCGCCUCCUCUACCUCGCUGCACCUCCCCGAAGACAGGCAGGUCCUGAGUGAGGAGCGAGAGACGGCAGGAGGCGGAGCCCCCCCCCACCACAGCUCCCACCAGUCGCUCCCCCAGGCGGACGUGUCGGCGCUGGACGAGCUGCUCAAACACAUCCACGAGGUCAGCGCCUCGGGGACCGGAGGCAUCAAGGUCCUCACCUCCACCUCCUCCUGCUCCCUGUUCCCCGGGCCCUCCUUGUCCACCCACCAGCAACUCACUCCUCCUCAUCACAACACCACCCUCCAUGGACACCCCCGUCCCCACCACUCCAGCCGAGGCCAUCACCAUAGCAACCACCACAACAACAACGGCGGUCAGCACCACCAGCGGGCUGAGUCUUCUCCUUACUGCAGCACCUCCACCUCCAUGCUGCCCGCUCCAAACUCCUCCUCCUCCUCCUCCUCCUCCGCCUCCUCCUGCUCCAACAACCCCACCUCCUCCACCUCCAUCCCUUCUUCCUGCUCUUCCUCCACCUCCACUCCCUUGCAGCAGCAGGUGAUCCCGGAGGGACCCGGAGGGGGGGACGCCUCCACCCGACACGUCUCCCAGCGCCACUCCCUCAUCAAGAUGGGCAGUGGUGGGGGCGGGGGGGGCAGCGCCAUGCCGCGCCACCACAGCUUCAACCAACGGGGGGGGCAGCACGCGCACUUUCUUGCCAGGAUGAACACCAACAGCAGCAGUAACGGCCCCCCCACCGCCUGCCUGACGCGGCAGCACAGCUACAGCGGCGUCGGGCCUCACGGAGGGCGGCGGGCCCUCGUCCGCAGGACGGCGUCCCUCAAACCCCAAAUACCCCCCAAGCCGCUGUUCCUCCCCAACGCCUCCACGUCGCCAGUCGCAGAGGCGGGAAAAUGUGACUACUGAGACCUUUUUGUCCCCCCCGCUCAUCGUUAAGAAGCUUGUGGGUUGGUUCUCUGG